AGGCGCCGCUCCCCAGCAUCGCGGAUCCCGGCGCUCAGGCAGGCCGGCCUCAGCUGCAGCUGCGCCGCCCUCGCGCCAUGCAGAGCCUGGCCAUGGACCUGCGGGUGCUGUCCCGGGAGCUGGCGCUCUACCUGGAGCACCAGGUCCGCGUCGGCUUCUUCGGCUCGGGCAUGGGCUUGUCGCUGAUCCUGGGCUUCAGCGUCGCCUACGCCUGCUACUACCUGAGCAGCAUUGCCAAGAAACCCCAGUUAGUGACUGGAGGGGAGAGUUUCAGCCGCUUCCUCCAGGACCACUGUCCGGUGGUGACAGAAACCUAUUACCCAACGGUAUGGUGCUGGGAGAGCCGAGGACAGACACUGCUGAGACCCUUCAUCACUGCCAAGCCCCUGGUGCAGUACAGGAAUGAACUCAUCAAGACAGCGGAUGGAGGCCAGAUCUCCCUGGACUGGUCUGAUAACAAUAACAGCUCAUGUUAUACGGAUGCCAACACCAGACCCACCAUCCUGCUGUUGCCUGGCCUCACUGGAACAAGCAAGGAAUCCUACAUCCUGCACAUGAUCCAACUCAGUGAAGAAUUAGGGUACAGGUGUGUGGUUUUUAAUAACAGAGGAGUGGCAGGAGAGAAUCUCCUGACACCACGGACUUACUGCUGUGCGAACACGGAAGACUUGGAGACAGUCAUCCACCAUGUCCACAGCCUGUACCCUUUGGCCCCAUUUCUGGCAGCAGGCGUGUCGAUGGGAGGAAUGCUGCUUCUAAAUUACCUGGGCAAAAUUGGGUCCAAAACUCCUCUGAUGGCAGCUGCAACAUUCUCAGUUGGCUGGAAUACUUUCGCUUGCUCAGAGUCGUUGGAGAAGCCGCUAAACUGGCUGCUGUUUAAUUACUACUUGACAACUUGCCUCCAGUCUUCAGUUAAGAAGCACCAGCAUAUGUUUGUCAAACAAAUCGACAUGGACCAGGUCAUGAAGGCUAAGUCUAUUAGAGAGUUUGAUAAACGAUUCACCUCAGUCAUGUUUGGAUACCGAACAAUUGAUGAUUAUUACACCGACGCCAGUCCUAACCGCAGACUGAAGUCCGUGGGAAUCCCGGUGUUGUGCCUGAAUGCCGCGGAUGAUGUCUUCUCGCCCAGCCACGAUAAGAAAAUGAAAGCUGGGCAUCAGUGGCGCACGCCUUUAGUCCCAGCACUCGGGAGGCAGAGGCAGGUGGAUCUCUGUGAGUUAGAGGCCAGCCUGGUCUACACAGCUAGUUCCAGGACAGGCUCCAAAGCUACAGAGAAACCCUGUCUUGAAAAUUCAAAGAAAGAAAAGAAACUGAAACUGGCUUUGGUGUCAGUUAAAUUACACAGUGCUCCUUCGCAUCUUUUCACUGGGUCAGAUCUGACGCUUCUCCAUCCGUUUUUAUCCUUUGCUGCCUGUGCUACAAACAAGAGUUUCCCAGCAUUCAACCUGACCCACAAGGGUGAAGUUGCAACUCAUUGUUUCCUGUUUUUUCCCAGGCCCUUAAACCAGUCUUACCACAUAGUGGACAAUUGUCUGCAGCCUGCGGGAACAGGCAGCCAACACCCUUCACAAGGCUGCGCUGUCUGCAGUCAGGGUUAGAUUCUCUCAGAGUGCUGGGGGGAGCCCGGUGGGAGAACUUAGAUUGAGCAUUCACGAGGUCCCCAGUUGGCCUUUGGGGCAUGUGCCCUGCACUUGUGGACGCACACACAUAUUUUAUUUUUCCACUGUCUGAACACUAACACCUAGGAGAAAAAGAAAGCAACUUUAAUUCAUGACCUUGAAGUCUGUUUAAAAUUAACGUGAUAGGGGUGCACAAACACUGCUGUUCCUGGGGAGUUGUUUUAUGUCACUCCUGAGCUGUUUUCCAGUAGUUUCUCUUUCCUGUUCGAGAAACAGAGAAUCAGAAAGACAGGAAAUAUAUAUAUAUAUAUUGAAAUCUGGGAUUUCAAGUCCUUUGUAGAGUUAUCAAUCAUGAAUCAUGUUUAGACAUCUAAAUUCACAUAUGAUCAAAAUUACACCGAAUGGAUUUACAACUCUCACAAAGGUUAGCUUAGUUUUAAUUUCAGAAAACAAGAAUCAGCCUGUGUUUUUAUUUUGUUUUAUCUGGUCUUUCUAGAUGUGUUUGUGCACGAGUAUCCACACACUCUCACGAGUGCUCCAGAGCAUUAGGAAGGUCUCAGGCAGUUCCAUCACUGUGCCGUGUGGGUCCCAGAGACCAAACCCAGGCUAUCAGGCAGGGGACAAGUGCCUUGGUAGCUGAGCUGUCUCACAGCCAAUAAACAGCCUGCACGUUAGGUUAUGUAAAAUCUUGGAUUGAUUCCUUUAGAAAUAAGGAUCUAGGAGAAAUAGGUAUUGUUAUAAGAUAUAGAUGAUUGUAUAAAUUAGUCAGACUCAGUCCAUUUAGCCACACUCAUCACAAAUAUUUGUUUAAUGAUUAGAGUGUUUUUACUGAUUAGAAAUGAUAAAGUGUGCUUUACCUAACAAUGUUAAUGCUCUCUCUCCCCCCCUCCCCGUCCUUCCCGCUCCCACCUCUUUACCACCAACACCCCAUCUUACUGCUUUGAUCC
Alexandromys fortis (reed vole) is the source of this 2566-nucleotide messenger RNA. It is a transcript of the gene Abhd3, whose product is annotated as abhydrolase domain containing 3, phospholipase. The coding region runs from base 78 to 1598 and encodes 506 amino acids. Gene Ontology annotation, biological process: medium-chain fatty acid catabolic process; medium-chain fatty acid biosynthetic process; phosphatidylcholine metabolic process. NCBI's taxonomy places the organism in Eukaryota, Metazoa, Chordata, Mammalia, Rodentia, Cricetidae. The record is from RefSeq and is a predicted model, not a curated record. The transcript has 9 exons. Gene Ontology annotation, molecular function: glycerophospholipid phospholipase A1 activity; acetylesterase activity; A2-type glycerophospholipase activity.